This is a messenger RNA of Ectocarpus sp. CCAP 1310/34, 1495 nucleotides long. The record is from the annotation of a GenBank genome assembly. Lineage: Eukaryota; Phaeophyceae; Ectocarpales; Ectocarpaceae.
GCUCACAAGCGCAACACACUUUUCGCCCACACCCCAUCUCCGGCCUCAAAUCUCCCACACCCGACGCACCAUCCUCCCCAGCAGCACGCCAGCUAGCUAUUUGCCCCUCCCGCUGUGCUGCUCCGAAAGUAGAACAAGUAUCCACGGAGAUCAUGACAACGUUUUCGACGCCACUCACCGUCGGCGGCAUGGAGCUCCGCAACAGGUUCGUCAUGUGUCCUCUUACCAGGAACCGGGCGACCGUGGACCUGGUGCCCACCGACCGGGAGGCGGAGACCAGCAUGCUGGUCUACUACGAGCAGCGUGCUACACACGCGGGCAUGAUCAUCGCGGAGGCGACUCAGGUCAGCAACGACGGGCAGGGUUACCCUUUGACACCCGGUAUCUACACCCCGGAACAGAUUGCCGGGUGGAAGAAGAUCACCGCUGCCGUCCACGCUAAGGGUGCCAAGAUGGUCUGCCAGCUCUGGCACUGCGGCAGGAUCAGCCACGAGAGCUAUCAGCCGGAGGGGCGCGCACCGCUCGCACCAUCGGCCCUCGCAUGCCCCGCAGGGGAGUGCAUGACCAUGGAGGGACCCAAGCCGUUUCCGGUGCCGCGGGAGAUGACCAUCGAGGACAUCAAGACCUGCGUCGAGCAGUUCCGCCAGGGCGCACUGAACGUUAUGGAGGCAGGCUUCGACGGGUUGGAGAUUCACGCCGCAAACGGGUACCUGAUCGACCAGUUCCUCAAGGACAGCUCCAACAAGCGUACCGACGACUACGGCGGCUCGUUGGAGAACCGCUUCAGGCUGCUCAAGGAGAUCUUGACGGCUUGCCAAGAGGCCAUCGGCAAGGACAAGGUCGCCGUUCGCCUCACACCGGGAGGCACCUUCAACGCGACCAAGGACGAGGCCGAGGAGGCCACGGGCAACCACGAGUACUUCUGCCGGCAGCUCAGCGGCAUGGGCCUCAUGUACCUGCACGUCAAGCUCGCGGACGACCAGGACGUGCGCCACGGGGGCAAGGUCGUCCCCAUCGAGACCAUUCGCAAGGCCUUCGACGGCGUCCUCAUCACGAACAACCGGUACGACGAGAAGGACGACUUCGGGGAGGGCGACCUCGGGAAGAGCUACGACGCCGUUGCCUUCGGGCGGGCGUUCCUCGCCAACCCUGACCUGCCCGUCAGGGUUGCCAAGAAGGCCCCCCUGAACGAGUGGGACCACACUACCUUCUUCGGGGGCACCGGGAAGGGCUACACCGACUACCCGUUCAUGGACGCUUGAAAAGCGUCGAUUUCCUAGGCAAUGCGUGCUCACCAGGAGUAUGUUUAUGUUGCUCCGUUGACCAUCGAGGAGUUAUGACUGGUUGUAUUUGUCCCGGGAACCUCUUGCCCUGCUCCCAGUUGGUCUGUGAGCUUUGUGAGCCUGCCAGCACGUGCAGAGGCAGAGGAUAACCUUUCAUGGACGCUUGAGAAGCGAAAUCUUGAGGGGGGUGUUCUUUGAAGGGGGUCCGCGGG